AUGAGAGGUAGAGGAAGAGUGAGAGGUGACAAAAGAACAGGCACAUGACUAGGGUAUAGAUCAGGAAAUCCUAAUCCUAGUUCUGGGGACUUGAAAGGGAGAGAGGCAUGGAACAGGCUAUCUGUGUGUGUUUUGGUUUAGCUAUCCUUGUGGGGAUCAAGGAUAGUAAAACAAGGAAAAUUCAGACAAGUGGGGACAUUUUGCCUGUCCCCACAAGGAAAAGGGCUAUUUUAGGCUUGAGGGUUAGGUUUAUGGUUACAAUUAGGAUUAUUAGAAUUAUUUUUGUUUGGGGUUAAGGUUAGGAUUAGGUUUAUGGAAAAUAGGAUUUUGAAUGAUAAUUAAUUGUUUGGUCCAUAGAAGGAUUGUAAAACAAACAAGUGUGUGAAUGGGGAAGUGAAUUCAGGGGCCAUUUUGGGGUGUGAAUCAGCAGUGGCAGUCACCGAUGGACACGCACACCAACACAUAUACACUCAGUGUACACUAACACAUACACUCACACCAACACAUAUACACUCAGUGUACACUAACACAUACACUCACACCAACACAUAUACACUCAGUGUACACUAACACAUACACCAACACAUACACUUAGUGUACACUCACACAUAUACACUCAGUGUACACUAACACAUACACUCACACCAACACAUAUACACUCAGUGUACACUAACACAUACACUCACACCAACACAUACACUCAGUGUACACUAACACAUACACCAACACAUACACUUAGUGUACACUAACACAUACACUCACACCAACACAUAUACACUCAGUGUACACUAACACACACACUCACACCAACACAUAUACACUCAGUGUACACUAACACAUACACUCACACCUGCGCUGUGCAGAUUUAUUAGGGUGGCAUCAGGACAAGCUGGUUAAAUGUGUCACCCCUGACGCACGCUAUGCCAAAAGAGGGAAGGAGAGAGGUAGAUAGUGAAAAAGAAAGAUGGAAAUGAGAGGGAGAGAGGUUGGUUUAUUGGGCCUCCCUGUCAGCCUCACCGACAGUACUGGGCAAUAUUUACAACUCAGGGCAGAUGGAUUGAGAGAAGAUAGGAGAGAGGGAGGUAUAUAAGGCAGGGUAUGGAGCAAAGCACCUGAUUGAGACCUGCAGGGAUCCACAGAGAAAGAGAGAAAGAAGAAAACGUAGCACAGAAACGGCAUCCUCUACAGUUGGUUCUGACACAGUGUUGCCACCAGCUUCAAACACAACAACAGACAAAUAUAGCUGCAGACUCUGUGUUGCAGUACAGACGACUGGGAAACAGCUACCGGCAGACAGACAGGAGUGCAGCACCUGUAGGACAGUACAGACAGUAGACAGUACUACAGACAGUUUGGAGGCAGUACAGACGGUCCAGUACAGACAUGCAGUGUAAGCGUUUCGUUUCGUGUGUUCUGCUGCUUACCGCCGCCGGACCCCUCCUCACACACCCUGUCUCACACUCUAACGAGAUGUCCUACACCGGAACAGAGGAGGACCAGGUGGUGAGUCCAGAGGAACUGUCCCUUUCUGACCACACCUACAGAUUCCACAGUGCACCUGGCCUUGGCAAUCUAAGAUCAGCAGUGUUCAGCCCAGACCAGGCCGUGAGAGAGGUGCUGUUGGAAACACCAGCUCUGAGCCCUCAACCUCAUUUCCUGGGCAGCAGAAGAGAGUACAGAAAGAGAACCACCACAGAGUGCUUCUGGAAGUAUUGUGUCUAGGAGUGACACACACACACACACACGAUACAUAGUAUGUAUUUAUUCUGUUGUGUUCAGGCACAGCUCAGGUGUACAUAGUGAAAUAGUGAAUAUGAGUAAUAAACAUGACUGUGUAGUGUUGUAUGUACAAUAAUGAAUAAAACAGUAUGUUUGGAGAUCA
Messenger RNA from Oncorhynchus nerka (sockeye salmon), 1882 nucleotides. Its product is annotated as prepro-urotensin II-beta. The transcript has 4 exons. Bases 1384 to 1722 code for a protein of 112 amino acids. Gene Ontology annotation, cellular component: extracellular region. The record is from RefSeq and is a predicted model, not a curated record. Gene Ontology annotation, molecular function: hormone activity. Lineage: Eukaryota; Metazoa; Chordata; Actinopteri; Salmoniformes; Salmonidae. Gene Ontology annotation, biological process: blood vessel diameter maintenance; regulation of blood pressure.